AUCGACUUCACAUCAGUUUCAGGUAAAAAUGGUUUCAUUGAGAGAACUCACAGAGCAACGAGGUAACCAGGGCAGAGAGGGAGAAGAGGAAGGGGUUUUGUCCGUGGAGCCUAUCACUAUGAUAGUGCCGCCGGAGUUGCAGGAUGUACCGGAAACAACGGCGUCUGAGAACAGCACCGGUUCCAGCGCCAGCGACAACGGUGACGACCACCGUAGUGCGUCGUCGAGCAGCUCGUCUAGCGAAGAGACACCCAGCCGCGAAGAAGGGAUGGGGGACGUGGUGAGCAGUGUCUCAGAUCGGCCGGUGAUUGGGGAAUGGGAAAGCACGACGAUCCCGGGCAGGCUGAGCAACCUGCGAAAAGCACCGAAGGACCUGCCCGCUGGAUUCAGGUUCAGGGCUGCACUUCAUCACGAAGUAGCAGAUUGUACGCCCUCCAUAAGUGGAUAUAAAAGGCUUGAGGAGAUGGUGAGGGCGUACCACAUCCCCAAAACCAUACUGCUGCGGACUGGCGGAAUACGAGCUGGCGCUGACGCAGCUAACGCCCAACAGCAUAAGGUUCAUCAUAGGCUUUAUGCUGUUGUGCGCAAGGUUGGAGAAAGGAUAAGCAAUGACCUCGCUGCCCGGCUGUCUGAGUGGCGCACGCCAAACGCCCACAUCAACUACCCCCAGCUACUGCCCCGGGAUGUAGAUCUGAAGAACCAGCUGCUUAAGUACGCGCAGGGGGAGGGUUUGAUAGAUCUAGAGGCCCUGGUUACCUUGGAGCAGCUCGCCGUGUUCGGGUUUGUCGAUGUGACAAACUUGAUCAGCGAAGGUGAAAUGAGCAGCAUACUGGAACGUCAGCGUCAACGUGCCCAGAGUUCCCGAGGGCGUCGGGCGAGUAGCGCGCAACCCCGGCAAACACGGUUCGACGAGCGGCCACCCCCAGCGCCUCAACCACGCGGCUCUUCACACCGGGGAUCCAGCUCGUCGUCAAGGCCACGAGCGGAUCACAGAGCUGAGACGACGGCCCCGGGCGCGCGCAGGCGCACGCACGAGGAGACAGAGAGCGAGGAGGAUGAAGUCCCCCUUGCCAGGCGCAUAAGAAGCGGGGGGACUCAGCCCGCUCAAGCGGCUCGUCCUACAACGAGUGCCAGCUAUGUGCGGGCAGAGUGCCAGCCUGCCAUGGUGCAAGCCAUGCACAGUUUUGUGCCCCCCUUAGACAAUAAGCGGGCCAAAGCCUUUGUGCAACAGCAUGGCGGUCAGGUCGCCAUGAUCAAAUUAAUGGAUGCGUUCAGCUACGCGGUAGCACUGUACGAGAGCGAGCAGGCGGCUCGUACAGAGAACACCGGGCUCGGAGCAAAGUGCAAACAGCUGGCCACAGAGAAGGCUAGCCUUGUGGACGAUGUGAAUCGUCUGCAAGGCUCUGAGAUGGCGAAUCGAGCUGCUGCCACGGAGAGCCGAGCAGACGAGCUCGCGGCCAAGGAGGAAACCGUCUGGGUUGAGGAACGGGCGAAGAAGGCCGAGGCCGAUCGGGACCGCACUCAGCACGAGCUAGGCACCUUAAGGAAUAAGGUCGCUGAAGCUGCCCGGAAUCUGAACGCAGCUGAAGAGGCUUUGAAUGAGCUGAAGGUCACUCACGGGCGCUCUAUCGCGAUGGCACGGGCUCAAGGCGCAGAGUGGCUGGUCGGUUCAGCCGCAUUCCAAGACGCAGUGGCCGUGGCGUCUGCAAACGUAACCACGGAGGUCUACAAUGAGAUUCGUGGGAAGUUGCUGCACCACCGCCCAGAUUUUCCAAUCCGCGAGCUGGUCUUCUUUGACGAGGAGGAGCUCGACGAGCAGGGUAAGAGCCUUGCUCCCCUCGCUGACACAACUGUGAGGCUGAGGUGGGAUUUGAACGAGGAGGGUGUGCCCGUCUGGCCACCGUCCGUGCUGGAGGACGGGGAGGAUCCAGCAGGACUGCCCUCCUUUGACGCCUGGGUAGAGGGUGCUCCUGUGGCUGAGCAGGAGCCUUCUAGCACCCCGCCCAACUCUCAGCCCGCUGGGGUGUCAGUCAGCUCACCGGUCAGCGCGCCAGCCUCCGAGCCCGCAGCCCGAUCUCCUUCUGCUCGCUCCCCUACAGCCGCUGCUGAUGCAUCCAUGCCCGUCGACCUGACGGAUGACUAGAUUUAGGGUUUUUUCUUUUGAUUUUUUGUACUUUGUUUUUGCAUUUUUGUAUUUGAUCAAUGGAUCCAUAUCGCAUGUACGUUCAAUGUAAACAUCUUUGAUGAAAUACAAAAAUGAAUAUUUC
Messenger RNA from Rubroshorea leprosula, 2267 nucleotides. The record is from the annotation of a GenBank genome assembly. NCBI's taxonomy places the organism in Eukaryota, Viridiplantae, Streptophyta, Magnoliopsida, Malvales, Dipterocarpaceae.